Molecule: messenger RNA, 1918 nt
Organism: Diospyros lotus (date-plum)
Lineage: Eukaryota; Viridiplantae; Streptophyta; Magnoliopsida; Ericales; Ebenaceae
Product: protein NCA1
Exons: 9
Coding region: 376-1599 (407 amino acids)
Biological process (GO): protein ubiquitination
Molecular function (GO): ubiquitin protein ligase activity; protein binding
Source: RefSeq, a predicted model, not a curated record
GUGUCAACCAUUCCAUCCUCUCCUCUCUCUCACGUGCCGAUUGUUCUAUCCUCUUCUCUCCCUGCUGCUCUCUCUCUCUCUCUCUGAACCGCGGUUGCGCGGCCGUAGCUGGGAUGCGAAGCAAGCCGAGCAAUCAGAUAACCGAUCCAGGAGAGAUAGUUAUUCAUUGAUAUCAUCGCCCCUAUCCGCUAGACUCUUCCCGCCUGAAGAACGAAGUUUGAUCGAAUAGUACAUCCCUUUUCUUUCUUAGCCAUCGUACAAAUUGGUUGGGCAUUUUCAUCAAAAUAAGGUGGUUAUGAGAUUUUCAUACAGUGAAAAGAUAAAGGAUAUGUAGAUUUGUCGUAUAACUGGAGAAAAUUAGUGGUGUUUAACAAAAUGACGCCUGUUUGCCCCUUUGUCAAGGCUGCCCGUCCUGAUGAUGCCUCUUUAAAAAAGGUUGACAACCAAAAUAAACAUCAAGCAGGGCAAGAGAGCAAAGCCAAACAAGAAUCUGGGGAAUCUGGUAGUAGUUCUCUCAAGUGCCCCUUUGUCAAGGCUGCUCGUCCUGACAAUGCCUCUUUAAAAAAGGUUAGCGAGAACCAAAGUAAGCAUCAUACAAAGCAAGAGGGCAUGGAUAAACAAGACUCUGGGAAAUCUGGCAACAUUUCUCCGAAGUGUCCCUUUGGAUAUGAUUCUCAAACAUUUAAGAUUGGACCUUUCAGUUGCAUGAUAUGCCAAGCACUUCUUUUUGACAGUAGCAGAUGUGCGCCUUGUUCCCAUGUAUACUGCAGAACAUGCAUAUCACGCUUUAAGGAUUGUCCUCUGUGUGGUGCUGACAUCGAGAAGAUUGAAGCUGACUCAGAUCUUCAAAAGGUAGUUGAUCGCUUUAUUGAAGGUCAUGCAAGGAUAAAGAGGUCACAGGUUAAGACAGACCAAGAGGAAGCCAAGGAUGAGAAGGAAACAGUGAUAUAUGAGGAUGUAUCUUUGGAGAGGGGUGCUUUCUUGGUGCAACAAGCCAUGAGGGCAUUCCGUGGCCAAAAUGUGGAAAGUGCUAAAUCAAGACUCAGUCUUUGUGUAGAAGACAUUCGAGAACAGUUGGAGAAAAUGGGGAACACAUCAGAGUUAUGCUCACAACUAGGAGCAGUUCUGGGUAUGCUUGGUGAUUGCUGUCGAGCCCUAGGUGAUGCUGGUUCUGCAGUUUGUUAUUUUGAAGAAAGUGUCGAAUUCCUGAAGAAAGUGGCAACUGAUGAUUUGGAGGUUAUACAUACACUGUCUGUUUCACUUAAUAAAAUUGGAGAUCUUAAAUACUAUGAUGGAGACUUGGAAGCUGCUAGAUCUUACUAUCUUCAGUGUUUGAAUAUUCGUCGUGAUGCGGCCAAGAAUCGUUCAAGUUCUCCAUCUCAGAUUCUGGAUGUGGCCGUUUCUCUUGCCAAAGUUGCUGAUGCGGAUCGAAAUCUUGGAAAUGAGGAUGUAGCAAAUGAUGGAUUUCAAGAAGCCAUUAAAUUGCUAGAAUCCUUGACAUUAAAAAGUGAAGAAGUUGGUCUUGAACAACGGCGCCUCUCAGUCAUGGAAUUUCUCAAGAACCAACUUGCUGACAGACAAGCAGAUCCAACUUCCUGAGAUCAUAUUUCUUACAAUAGAUUAAAGAUUAAAGAUAGAAGCAACAGCGGUCCUGUGCCUGUUUCACCCGGUCGAUAGUCCCAUGUAAAUGACAGAGAAACAAGUCAGUGCCUAUUUCUUGUUUCUUUUAUUUUUCCAGCCUCUUGCUCUCCUUUAGGUUCAAAAUUUCUAACACAAAGCACAUUGGGUUAGGUUAAAUAAAUGGCUCGGAGAUGCCAUACUACUUGUAUGUAUGUUUGCAGUGUUGUAAAUUCUUCCACGUUCUACCUGAUAGAUAAUUAUCAAACUUUACAUUGUCUUGUGGCGUAUUACAUGCUAA